AUGCCAGCAUACCAUUCUACAUUUCUUGGAGAAGACACCAACGAACGAGUGGUGGGGAAUUUGUGUCUUUUGCCCUUCCAUACAAAGUUUAGAGGCCCAGUUUACCCUCCAACGCAAGACUAUGAUAUCAUUGACGAGACCUUGGAUUUAUUCCGUGCCAAUUCCUUCUUUAAGAACUUUGAAAUAAAGGGUAAUGCCGAUAGAGUGUUGAUCUAUGGGAUUCUCUUUGUUAGUGAAUGUGUAAGCAAAUUGAAUCUGUCAACCAAUUUCCGAGAAGCUCAAAGGCAGCUUUCCAAUUUGGCUUUGGAUGGUUUCAAGUUACCUGGAGAUAUCGGAUUCCCAUUGAAUAACUUGUAUUUGCCGCCUCUGACCAAAAACGACUAUGAGUUGUUGAGGACUUAUUUACAGCAGUUUAGACAAGAGACUGCUGAUCGUUUGUUAAAGAGAAUCUAUGCAGAUGACACCAACGGUGGUCCUUCAAAAUAUUGGUUAGCAUUCACAAAGAGAAGGUUUAUGAACAAGAGCUUGUGA
This is a messenger RNA of Lizanozyma spartinae, 531 nucleotides long. RefSeq names its product Arc18p (gene ARC18). Gene Ontology annotation, cellular component: cytoskeleton; Arp2/3 protein complex. Gene Ontology annotation, biological process: Arp2/3 complex-mediated actin nucleation; regulation of actin filament polymerization. The transcript has a single exon. The coding region runs from base 1 to 531 and encodes 176 amino acids. Lineage: Eukaryota; Fungi; Ascomycota; Pichiomycetes; Serinales; Debaryomycetaceae. The record is from RefSeq and is a predicted model, not a curated record. Gene Ontology annotation, molecular function: actin filament binding.